Molecule: messenger RNA, 2562 nt
Organism: Ciona intestinalis (vase tunicate)
Lineage: Eukaryota; Metazoa; Chordata; Ascidiacea; Phlebobranchia; Cionidae
Source: RefSeq, a predicted model, not a curated record
AAUAUAAAUGUUUUUCACAGAACUGCUUCGCCAACGAUGCAUUUAAGUAAUAUGUUUCUGCUUGAGCUAACAGUGGUGUUGUUUCUCGUGGUUACGGCACAAGGAAUAGGACCCAACCCUACAAGCAGCAACUGCCAGCAAGCCAGUUUACAUGGUGGAUAUCAUGGCUGGGUCCCUCAGUGCCAACUUUUAUGGCGAAACCAGUUCAAACCUGAACAAUGCGUUCGCUCGUUUCUAUCUGAGAGAUGUUGGUGCGUUAACCAACUAACUGGUCGAUCAAUAUCUUCAGCUUAUCAUGCCAGAGGCAGUGGGAGUUGUGGGAGAGUUAACAGACCUGGAAUUGGACAACAACGCUGCGGUAGAAAUGAAGUUUUACGAAGAUGUGGUGGAUGCGAACAGACUUGUGAAAAUAUGUUUACUUUAAACACAACACCUUGCCCUCGAAUAGCAUGUGUCCCAACAUGCAUUUGUAGGCGGGGGUUUUACCGGCACGAUGGAAGAUGCAUUACAUUGCUUCAAUGUGUUCUUGGUGCAACAUUUCCUGGGCAAGAUGGCCCAUACCCUGGAGAAGAUAAUUCUGGAUGUCCUGGCAACCAGAUCCGUGUAGAGUGUGGUAGUGGAUGCCCAUUACCCACAUGUGAAAUACUUAACCCACCAUCUACAGUGUGCUUAUCAGUUUGUCGUACUUGUGUUUGUCCCACCAAUACAGUAUUGAAUGGAGAUUAUUGCAUACCAUAUAACCAGUGUCCUUCUACUGCUACAACACAACCAACACCAGUUUGUCCUGGCAACCAGAUCCGUGUAGAGUGUGGUAGUGGAUGCCCAUUACCCACAUGUGAAAUACCUAACCCACCAUCUACAGUGUGCCCAGAGUUUUGUCGUACUUGUAUUUGUCCCACCAAUACAGUAUUGAAUGGAGAUUAUUGCAUACCAUAUAACCAGUGUCCUUCUACUGCUACAACACCCCAACCAACACCAGUUUGUCCUGGCAACCAGAUCCGUGUAGAGUGUGGUAGUGGAUGCCCAUUACCCACAUGUGAAAUACCUAACCCACCAUCUACAGUGUGCCCAGAGUUUUGUCGUACUUGUGUUUGUCCCACCAAUACAGUAUUGAAUGGAGAUUAUUGCAUACCAUAUAACCAGUGUCCUUCUACUGCUACAACACAACCAACACCAGUUUGUCCUGGCAACCAGAUCCGUGUAGAGUGUGGUAGUGGAUGCCCAUUACCCACAUGUGAAAUACCUAACCCACCAACUACAGUGUGCCCAGAGUUUUGUCGUACUUGUGUUUGUCCCACCAAUACAGUAUUGAAUGGAGAUUAUUGCAUACCAUAUAACCAGUGUCCUUCUACUGCUACAACACAACCAACACCAGUUUGUCCUGGCAACCAGAUCCGUGUAGAGUGUGGUAGUGGAUGCCCAUUACCCACAUGUGAAAUACCUAACCCACCAUCUACAGUGUGCCCACUAUUUUGUCGUACUUGUGUUUGUCCCACCAAUACAGUAUUGAAUGGAGAUUAUUGCAUACCAUAUAACCAGUGUCCUUCUACUGCUACAACACAACCAACACCAGUUUGUCCUGGCAACCAGAUCCGUGUAGAGUGUGGUAGUGGAUGCCCAUUACCCACAUGUGAAAUACCUAACCCACCAUCUACAGUGUGCCCACUAUUUUGUCGUACUUGUGUUUGUCCCACUAAUACAGUAUUGAAUGGAAAUUAUUGCAUACCAUAUAACCAGUGUCCUUCUACUGCUACAACACCCCAACCAACACCAGUCACAGAAUGUCCCAACAACCUGGUUUAUUCCAGUUGUGCUGGAUGUGAUAUAACAUGUGCAUCACGAAACAUACUGGUACCUUGUCUCCCAGUUUGUCAGCAAAAAUGCACAUGUCCACCGAACACAUACCUUCAUGGAAACUCGUGUUUAACCAGCCUUCAGUGUGAUGCUGCUUUGGCUUGUCCUGGGAACCAGAUUUACUCGAUGUGCACGGCUGGGUGUGAUAUAACUUGCCAGAACUUUAACAAUCCUCCAUCAUGCCUUGCAUGCCAGGCACGAUGUACAUGCCCAGCUGGAAUGGUCCUUAAUGGAAUCAACUGUGUUUUAACAUCGUCCUGCCCAACCCCCUCACCAGUUUGCCCCGGAGAGCAGGUGUGGAACGAAUGUGCAGGUUGUGACGUCACAUGUGCUGAAGUCCAAAGUGAGGAACCUUGUAUUGCUGGAUGUCGACGGGCUUGUGUUUGUCCGCAGGGAAAGUUUAAACAUGGAAUCCAAUGCUUAACUGGCGCCCAAUGUUUGCAGGCUUUAGCUUCACCAACCAACCCUUAGAACCACGGAGAUUCCAGCCAAUAAAACAUUGCGACACAUAUACCAGAAAUGAUGUUUCAUUGUCACACAAACCAGAAAGUCGUGUAUUUAACGAUUGUCGUUUUGCUGAUAAUUCCUUUUUAUCGUUGUAUUAAUUAAUGUGAUCUUCGUUAUUGUAUUAAAAGAGACAAAUAUAAUGUAUGUUACUAUAUAGCAUGAAACUCCCGCACAUCAAUAAAAUAUAUAAGUGAUGAUAAA